Messenger RNA from Erythranthe guttata (spotted monkey flower), 790 nucleotides. Its product is annotated as histone H2A.6. Gene Ontology annotation, cellular component: nucleosome. Gene Ontology annotation, molecular function: protein heterodimerization activity; DNA binding; structural constituent of chromatin. NCBI's taxonomy places the organism in Eukaryota, Viridiplantae, Streptophyta, Magnoliopsida, Lamiales, Phrymaceae. The record is from RefSeq and is a predicted model, not a curated record.
CGUUCUUCUACCAAUUCCCCCAAUUCCUUCUUUCCUCAAGAACAAAGAGAAAAAAAAAACCCCUUUUCACAUUUCGUAUUUUCAAGCUUCGCCAGAAAUUGUAAUGGCUGGUCGUGGCAAGACGCUCGGAUCUGGUGCGGCGAAGAAAGCUCAAUCGAGAAGCAGCAAAGCGGGGCUCCAAUUUCCCGUCGGCCGUAUCGCCCGUUUUCUGAAGGCCGGGAAAUACGCCGAGCGUGUCGGCGCCGGAGCUCCUGUGUACCUCGCCGCUGUCCUCGAAUAUCUCGCCGCUGAGGUACUGGAAUUGGCAGGUAAUGCAGCCAGAGAUAACAAGAAGACGAGGAUUGUGCCUAGGCACAUCCAAUUGGCUGUCCGAAAUGACGAAGAACUGAGCAAGCUUCUAGGAGAUGUAACAAUUGCCAAUGGUGGAGUGAUGCCCAACAUUCACAACCUUCUUCUUCCCAAGAAGGCUGGUGGUUCCUCAAAGCCCUCUGCAGAUGAUGAUUAAACCGCUUUGAAAAAUAUCUUCUCAUAUUUUUUUUUUUGGAACAAGAAGUUGCAGCAGCAGUAGUAGUUUCUUGAUUGCUAGUUUUAUGAUUAGGGUUUUGGUGUUUAAUUUCUCAUUGUGUUCUUCCCAGUUCAAUUUUAUUCCUAUUUUUUUGAUGUUUUAGUUUAGUUUGUGGUAGGUCGAUUGUUUCUGUUAGAUUUGGUACAUAGAUUGAGAAGCCCUGUUUCUUGUUUUAAAAUGGAUAUUGAAUGAAUGAAUCAAAGAAGUGAAGUUUGUCUUGUACUU